This is a messenger RNA of Lagopus muta (rock ptarmigan), 5449 nucleotides long. It is a transcript of the gene PAQR3, whose product is annotated as progestin and adipoQ receptor family member 3. The record is from RefSeq and is a predicted model, not a curated record. The transcript has 8 exons. Bases 101 to 1108 code for a protein of 335 amino acids. Gene Ontology annotation, molecular function: signaling receptor activity. Gene Ontology annotation, cellular component: membrane. Lineage: Eukaryota; Metazoa; Chordata; Aves; Galliformes; Phasianidae.
GCGCCAGCCACCCGUUGCAAAGCGCCGCAACGUGGUGUGCGCGAGCCGGGCCGGCCGGGCUUUGCGCGGUGCCGUGGCGGGGUCGGAGGGCCGCGUGCCGAUGCGGGGCGGGCAGGAUGCAGCAGAAGCUGCUGCGCAGCGCGCACUACAUCGAGCUGGGCGGCUACCAGUACUGGCCCGUGCUGCUGCCGCGCGGCAUCCGUCUGUACACCUACGAGCAGAUCCCCGUCUUCCUGAGGGACAACCCCUACAUCACCGACGGCUACCGCGCCUACCUGCCCUCGCGCCUCUGCCUUCGCAGCCUCUUUAUCCUCUCCAACGAGAGCGUCAACAUCUGGAGCCACCUGCUGGGCUUCCUGCUCUUCUUCACGCUGGGAAUCCGCGACCUGACCGUCGUGCUGCCCGCCGCUCGCGCCGCCCGCGAGGACUUCGUCAUCUGCGCCGUCUGCCUCUUCUGCUUCCAGGGGGAAAAAAAAUUGAUGCCAGCCAAGAAGCCAAGUCAGUGUACUGCGUGUCAGAGGUCUGUAUGCUUUGCUCAGUAGGAUAUCAUCUCUUCUGUUGUCAUCGCUCAGAGAAGACCAGCCGACGAUGGAUGGCAUUAGAUUACGCAGGAAUUUCCAUUGGUAUCCUAGGCUGCUACGUAUCAGGCGUGUUUUAUGCAUUUUAUUGUAGUAAAUACUGGCGUCAGGUGUACUUAAUCACUGUGCUGGCAAUGAUCUUGGCAGUAUUUUUUGUUCAGAUUCAUCCCAAUUACCUCACACAGCAGUGGCGCAGGCUGCGCUCCAUCAUCUUUUGCUCAGUGUCUGGAUACGGCAUUAUUCCUACUAUCCACUGGGUUUCACUCAACGGUGGCAUUGGUGCAGCUAUUGUACAGGAGUUUGCUCCACGUGUGGUUGUCAUGUAUUUCAUUGCUGCUGUAGCAUUUCUCUUCUAUAUUUCCAAAGUUCCAGAAAGAUACUUUCCAGGACAGCUCAACUACCUCGGCUCUAGUCACCAAAUAUGGCACAUCCUUGCAGUAGUGAUGUUGUACUGGUGGCACCAGUCUGCAGUGUACAUCAUGCAGUACCGACACAGCAAGCCCUGUCCUGAGCACAGUGUGGACUUAUGAGUGAAGAGGCACUGCAAUGAAACUUCUGACUACAGGAGUCUGAACCUUACAAAUAUGCAGAACCAUGAAAGUAAGCACUAAGGCAGUUCCUUUCCAACUUCUGGACUGUUACCCUACUCACUGAGAUGAUACAUUAACAGGAAUGCUGGGGGAAAAAAGCAGCAUUGCCUGGAUCUCAAUACAACAUCUGAACAUCUCCUGAACACCUCCAGGGUCAGUGACUCCACCACCUCCCUGGGCAGCCCAUUCCAGCACCUGACCACUGUCUCAGAGAAGAAGUAUUUCCUAACAUCCAACCUGAAUCUCCCCUGGCACAACUUGAGGCCAUUCUCUCUGAGAUCUGAGAUUCAUUUCCUUCUCAUCAUUUCCUGCUCUGCAAUCAAGUACAAAGCAGGUCUUUCUUAGAGUGGGACAACAAAAAGGUGGGCUGUAGAACUAAGCAUUUGGAGCACUGCAUUAUUUUCCUGCUUCGUAAAUACAAACAACAGAAUUGCAUACCAUUGCUAAGCUAGCAGGCCCAUAUGCCAUGUCUUCAGGUUUUGUAGCAGUACAGAACAAAAGGACACACUCCCAGGAGUAGUGUGCUUUUAGAACUCUGAUUAACUGAGUGGCUGGUCUUGGCUCUAAACUGCAUUGGUACAGGGUGCUGCAUCCUUCAGAAUCAUUGUCUAAGUGAUGUGUGUACACUUCAACAUCAGGACAGUAAUGUGUAAUGUCAAAUUCAGUGGAGUAUUGUACUUUUCUAGUUGUUUCCCUUUUUCUGGGAGAUGGAUGUUAUCUACCAUAUCUAUCUUGAUUUCAAAUCCUAAAUUGUGUCCUCAAGUAUAGGUGGUGCCAUUACUUCAGCAAAUCUCUCUGCACCACUCUGGUGCUUCUGAAUAGUGUUCUGAAAUAUUUCAGGAGUAGUCUUACACUUGCUGUUACCCUGGAAUUAGUAGAAGUGCAAAGGAUUUUUUUUUGUAAGUGACAUGUUCUUUUAGUAGGUGUAAAAAACAAGCCCAGAGUAGUAAGACUGCUAUGACUUCAAGCCACUGAACUUUGGCCUUUUAAUGACUCGUGCUGUACUUCCAACACUUCAUUAGUCGAAGUGAUUUAUUGCCAUUUGCUUUCUGCAGUAAAGACAACCUUGGGUUUUUAUAGUCUGCAGUUAAACCAUGUCUUGGUUUAAUGUCAACACUAAAGAGAUGAGCUAUGCAGGUUGUUAGAUACCUGGUGCUCAGCAUGAAGCUCAGUGGGUGCCAGCCUAGAGGCUGGCAGGGUGCUGUUCGGUCCCACCAAAGUUGCCUCUGUCCUGGGCAAAACAUUCCCAGCUCCCCUCAGCCUUCUACACAGGGAACAUGCCAAGGGAAUAGAGACAGUCAUUUACUGACAAGUAUUUACCUUGUACCAGGGAUGGAGGAGGCAGGACCCUUCCUCUUCUGCUGGUACGCUGGAGAGCAAUGCUGUCACCGAAUCCUCACUGAGCUUAAGUGUUUUUUAUUCCCAGUUCCAGAAACAGUUAUUGGAAAGAACUAAAUGCAUUUGAAGUUCAAAUCCCAGUCUUCUGAGCCUUCCAGUAUAAACACUGAUUUUUUUUUUUUAAACUUGACAGUAAAGCAAAUUUGAAGUGCACUAAUGACUGCUGCUAAAGUGUGACAAGGAUCCUGCAAUUGUUAAAGCUUGUUUUCAGUGUUACAUGAAUAAUAACAUUUGAGGAAUCUGUGACUGUGUACUGAAAACAUACUCAUUUUACAGUUUGCUAUUUUUUUUUUCCCAAACUUACUACUGUAGCAGUUUUCACUGGAUAAGAUUGUUAAGUUGUACAUUUUUAUUAUCCUGACAAAAUUUAUUAAACUGCAUGAUGGCCUUUUCUGUAAAUACUGAGCCUGUAAAUAAAUUUUGGUUCAUUGGAUGUUUACUUGUAACACUUUUAACAGAGUACUCAGAUGACACGUGAAUUGCUGCACACAACGUUUGAAAUGGGUGACAAGCAGAACAACCAUGAAUGAGCUACAACUUCGUACCUAUGUUCUGUUGCUGCUCCUAGCCGUUCUACAGUGUUGGUUUUCUUCAGCUUAGAUAUGAAAUAAACCAGUAGAAGCAGUUACCAAAAAGCUGCUCUGGCUAGUAGUUGGCAGAGUGAGUCAAAUCAAGUGAAAAACAUGUCUCUAAGAUUAAGUGCAGAACUAAGUUUGGAGUUAGCAAUGAAAAUUAAAGUUAUGGCCCCUGAAAAGGGAUAAAGCUUCAGUUAGCAGCUAUGAAUCUGAGUGUGUCCUUUCAAAAGCAUUUUGAAAGCAGGAAGGCUUAAAGGAGUAAUAAUGAACCUAAGGACAUUCUUAAUAUAUUAUCAACAAGUUGAACCGAGAUGGCAGUAGUGGGCUGCUAAUAUAACCAUCAUUAAAAAACAUCAACAGGAACCUACAGCCACAAAAAGCAACUAGGAGAAGCAACACUGCUUAUAGAAUAGCUUACAGCCUAAAUGAGAGUACUUAAUAAUGCCAUGUUUAAGGACAUCUGCAAAGUGACUGUUAUCAUGUUUAUUUAUUUAACAACUGCAAUAUUUAUGACAUACAUCAGUUUCACAAAACUCUGUUUAGUGGUACACAAAAAAGCUUAGAAACUUGAAGUCUAACAAGAAAUGGAAGUGUAGUUCAGGAAAGUGCACUUAAAAGCUGAAUGCCAGCAAUUUUAAAAUAGAUUUUAUGCUCUUUAAUAUUAGGUGAUGCCUUAGUCACAAACUCAGCUAUACACACCACUUCCUCAAUUUUUCUUUGAAAAGAAGCGCUGUAGAAAAGUAACUCAGCAGCCACCCCUUGCACUUUUUUCUCUUGCAGGUCUCCCUUAUUCACUCCUCCUAGUUUCAUCAGAAUGAUUGUGGCUGCAAUGUUACUAAAAACACAGUGCGAUGUGUGCGAGCAUGUGUAUCUUUUAUAUAUAUUUCUCAUAUAUAAAAAUACACUAUAUAGUAUAAAAAACUCCAGAUAAACUCUUAUUCUCACAGUAGCAAAUAUACCAACUUAUUUUCACAGUACUUAGUUUUAUUAACUGGGACAACCAGAAUGAUUAAAAAUUAUCUCCUUGAAAGUUGGUUUUCGCAGGUCCCACAUGACACAAGUCAGCAAAAGCAAUUCCGCACAUCUCACAGCUAUUGAGAGUCUGCAGAGAAACUCACCCUCUUAUCUUCCUUUCAGUGACCAUAACUAUGAAAGGCUUCUUAGUACCUUUGACAAAAACUGCCCAAAGCAGCUGAUUCUGACAGGUCUAUGGUUCAGUCAUUCAGCAGACUGAAAGAACUGUUAAAAACCUGUUGCUAUUUCCUGGUGAAAGGGAAGUGUGAAUUCCUUACCUUGUGAUCAUCAUCUUCACAGACAUAUGGUUCAAGUCUAAGUGCACAUGGUCUUUCCAGUAUUUCAGGUAAGGUCACAAUACACUCCAGGAAUGACAAGCACACAGGUAAAGAUAUCUACAUGCUGAAUAAAGGCAAAAGGAUACUAUGUUCCCCAGCAGUACCAUGCUUUGCCUCUGCUGAACCAUAGUUGAAGCUUAAACCCAGGCUGCAAACUUAAUAGACCACAAAGUUGAUGCAGUGAAGCACACUCUUCUCAGACGAGAGAAAAAAAUCAUUUUAACUCAAGAAACAUAAAAACUGCAUGUAUGCAAAAAGUUGUUUCAUAGAUGUAAGUACAAAGAUCAAGGCUUAUUAAGGCCACAAGAAAGCAAGUAUCAUUGGCUGUAACUCGGAGGCAGCUGGAGGCAAAAUGCCAGUUUCAGAGUAACUUGGGUUUAAGGUUUGCUUUCAUCUCUCCUAUCAGUUAUUGUACACAAUCCAACUUCAGCUUUCCUGUGCUGUAAUAAAACCAUGUGUGAGCCCUCUGUCAAAAAAAUAAAGUAGUAAAAAAUCCACCACACAAAGAAAUUCUGCUGUGCUCUUCAACCUGAAACUUCAAGGUCAUCAAACAAGAAUCAAAUGUGAUUCUUUCGUCUUGUAAUUUACCUUAAUUGAAGCCCACACUAAGCACCUAACAGCCAUGCCAACCCUCAAGCUGUUCUUCCAGCAGGGAAAGCAGUAACUGCAUGGUGCCAAUGAUGACUGGCCGUAUUUAAGACUGCGGGUCAGUUGCUUGUUGCUUUAUUCUUGUUUUGUUUCCACCCAUCUGUCCCGUUUUCCAUAAUAUUCUGUUCCAACAGCUGUCUUUAGGCCGGAAUAGUGACAGUUCAGAAGGAAACUGCAGGAAGGCAGCUAAUAAGCACGCACAUAGAAACAAAAUCGCAGUUAACCUGAGUAUCAGAAAAUGCUACAGACUCGGCGUGCACUUCUUACAGCCUUUGGCACAAAAAAAAAAAAACCAAAACUGGUGAGAA